AUUGCAUGUUAAACUGGAAACAUGGCGGACGGAUGAUGUAAACGUUUAGGUUGCGAAGAGGAGGUCAUUUUAAUAAUUUCGUAGAUUAAAACUCACAGCAUGGGCAAAGAAAAGGCAGGAGCAUUAACACCAAAAGCCAUAUCGAAUAGAAUUAAAGCUAAAGGUUUGCAGAAGCUGCGAUGGUAUUGUCAAAUGUGUCAGAAACAAUGCCGAGAUGAGGUACAUGUUCUGUGAAGUCCAUUCUUAAAUUUUUUAAAGUCGAUAUUGAUAUUUGUGAACCGAAUAAUAUUUCAUGUACCUCUCCUUUACCUUUUCUUGGGAAAGAAUGGAUUCAAGUGCCACACUAUGUCGGAAUCACACCAACGCCAGCUUUUGUUAUUAGCAGAAGAUGUUGAUAAGUACAUGGACACUUUUUCCAAGUAAGCUAAUUUUCACUUUUGUUGAUAAACAUGUAGGCUUAGUACUGUGUCCGUGAUUAUUAUAAUUUAGGCAAAAAUACAGAGUACAGGGCUUCUUAUUUACAUAAUUAUCACUGAAUCAAAACUGGGCUUUAUAAAUAUUUCUUGUUUAUUGAUGAAAGUUAACAAUGUCAAUCUCAGUGGCCUUGGACAAUGUUAACCACACAGCCCCGUAUUUCCUGAAAGUGCGAAGAUUGAAAAAUUCCUUUUCAUGAUUAAUUAUUGUGUUUCACUGGUGGCAGGGAGUAUUGAUACUAGUUCUUUCGUUUUUCAAUUGUCAGGGAGUUCCAAGACACUUUUCUAAAGCUUUUGAAGAGACAGUUUGGUAUGUGAUGUGGUGUUAUUGUAUUUUACAAUUUUUUCUUGUUCAUCAUGGCUAACUUUCAUCACUUGGUCAAAUUUUCUACACAACUAGUCUCUGAAACACAUUCCUUUUCCUAUUCAGUAGUGAAAAGAGGCUGAGUGUGACUAAGCAAAGUUUUUCAACCAAGAGCAGCAACAUCUUUAUAAUAAAUGUUGUCGUUCAUCUUGGUUUAAUUGGUAGUAAAAUGAAAAUUAAAUCGUUUUUCACAUGAUGUAGAGUCAGGCUAUCUAUUAUAUUCAUCCCGACAUUUCAAAUGCUAUAUUGAUAGUCUUUGUUGGGUGAUGAGGCCAAAAGUUUAUGUGUUGCUAUUUAUAGCACCUUGGUUUGCUGUUUUUGGUGUGUUUUGGAGCACUGUCAUUGGUGUAUUUUGUAUUUGUAUUUUGAUCUUGUUUGUUACUCAUCCACGUUUGUUCUUGUAUCUGCCCUCAAUGGUCCAUGUUAUUUCAUGUUAUACACCUGCAGUUCAACAGAAACGAACAACCAAAACAUCAACAAAAACAUUUAUUUUGUAUUGUCACUUACUUAUGACUUGAAAAUCAGACAAAGCAUUAGAGAAUAUUAACUUCAAUUGUUGGAUUACUGGAUUAAUUGGAACAUUACAGAUUAUGACAUGUAUUAUGUAACAGUUAACUCUUCAAUUCCAAAGAUCUGAUUGUUAAUUCUCCCCUUUAGUUGUUACACAUUUGCUUCAAAAUUAGUGACAAGAAUCUGGUUUUGGAUCACAAUAAAAUCUUUUACAGUGUACCUUUUAAGUUUGAGCAUUCUCUCUACCUGUAUCCUGAAUAAUGUGUGUGUAUUAUAGGGAGAAGUUACAUGUGAAUCACCUCUGGGAGUAAUAAAGCUUUAAAAAGAGAGGUGACACUCAGAGCAGGGGAUGAUAGAAGAUACAAAUUUAUCUUUACAGUGAACUCUCAUCCAAGCUUGUAUGGGUCACCAUUUGAUGUUGUUGAUAACCAGAAUUCUGCACUGUAGGUUUUCUUGAAUACACUUAAACUACAAAGUAUGCAAUACCAUGGACCAUCACGGUGGAUGAAUAAAUUUUUUAUUGGAGAGGGGUUUUAAACUUUGAUUCAGAAAACACAGAAUUUUUUUCUGUAUUAGGGAGCUUUCACAAGCUAAGAAAUAUUUCCAAAACAUUUUUUCAUGUAAUCCUGUCAUUGCAAGAAUUUUGGUUUCAAAGAAGUGGUAAAAUAAAAGAAAGAAAAAAAAACAGUUCAAAUGUGAAGACCAUACCCCAACCUUUACCCCUUCCAUCAGUAACAAAUAAAACUUAAUUUCUUGCAACACUUUUUUUUUUUUAGGAACUCGUAGAGUAAGGGCUAAUCAAGUUUAUCAGGAUUACAUCAGUGACAGGCAUCAUACUCACAUGAAUGCAACUCAGGUUAGUGUAGGACUGUUUGUUGACUACAGAGAAAGUCUUGGUUUUUUGUCUCAUGCUUAUCACAAAUGAAUCAAUAUUUCAUUGUUAUCUGUAUUUGAUUAUUAGAUAUUUAACAAUUAUGCCUUUGCAUGUUUUAUUUUAUAUUUUAUUACAGUAUGAUUUGAUUAAUGCUAAACAUGUUCUUUUCCUUUUUUAGUGGGAAACUCUAACUGAAUUUGUAAAGUGGCUGGGGAAGGAAGGUAAGUUAUGUGUUAUUCACUGUUAUGCACAAAGCUUAAGUUAUUGCUAAAUGUAAUGCGAACUGAUUUAAUCCUCUAACCCUGAGGAGUGAUGAGCAUCUAAUUUCCCCAUAAUACCGCUGAUCAUUCAUUAAGAUAAGGUGAAUAAAAUUAAAUUUUUAUUAAAAUUAAAAACAAGUGAACCUAACUAACUUUGAUUGUUAAACGAAUUCUCCUGGUCAGUACCAAAGAUUAUGUAUAGAAGAGAGUAUGGGGAAUAUGGAUACUGAUGUUAGAGUGUAAAGCAAUUUUCAUCUCCUUAUAAUUGCUUCGUUUUUUUUUCAAUUAGGACACUGCAAGGUAGAUGAGACAGAAAAAGGGUGGUUUAUUUCAUACAUCGACAGGGAUCCUGACACCAUAGAGAGGCAAAAGGUACAUAUGGUAGAGCCCAAAAUUUUAUUGUUAUCACUGUAUAAAAGGGUUAAGUUUGCUAAUAAACUGUGGUGCUGCAUCAGUAGGAGAGUAUAAAAUAAUAAUUUGGUUUUAUCAACUGAGUUGAAAACUUAAGUGGGCCACUGUAAAGAAAUUCAAAGCUGACAUUUCAAGUGUUAGCCGUUUGCCAUUUGCUCUGACAAAGGGCUAAGGCUAAAAAGUGUCAGCUUUGGAACUCUUUACAGUUGCUAAAUAAAUUUAGGUUUACUUAUCUACUCAGGUGAUAAAACCAAAUUACCUUGUUACAAACUUUAAGAGCUGACGGAUUAAAGAGUGCAAAGAAAACCAUCAUCAACUGUUUGAUAGGAUCCAGUAGUUUAUGCCAUCAUUAUCCUUUCAAUAGAAUUUUAAAUCUUAAUUGCUUGGGUACAAAUGGAAAGGUAGUACAUGUACUUGUUACUUUAUAUUUAGGCAGCUGCGGCUAAAGAAAAGAUGGAGAUGGAUGAUGAGGAAAGACGAAGUAAGCUUCCUUGGUGCUAAAGUUUUAAGAUGUGAUAUGUAAAUAAAUAACAUAAUUUAAUGAUUUGAAUGAAACUUUCAUCACCUCUUUCAUCACUUCUGCUACUAGUGUUUCUAGGGAUUUGAUGGGGUGUGCUAAUGCAUCUGAUGUUUUUUCUCCCAUUUAGAUUGUGAUUUCACCAACCAAAUUUACAAUAUUUCAGACCUGCAAACAUGAAUGUUUCAGAGAGUAUGCACAGAGAUUUUAUUAUUUUAAUUGUACAUGGCAAACUGUAAUAUAUUUAAUGCAUCUGACCAAUAAGCAAAUUUAUUUACUGUUCAACAGCUAAACUUCUUGAAAGGCAAAUUGAAAGAGAACGAGCAAGGAAAGUAGAUGAGGUUUGUCUUGAACAAAAAUGUCUUCUUAUUAUUUCAAUAUUGUCUUUCAGAUCCUUAGUAAAUACACAUUUUUUAUGGUAUUUGUUUGUUUUGUUAGCCAAAACCAGUCUUCACAGAGCUCAAACGAGACAAUGAAGAGGAAAAAGGUUUGCUAGAUUGAUUGUCAGUUAUCUACUGCUACACAUUUCCUUAUUCCUUGUCGUUUUUAAUGAUACCUCCAACCUGAUAAGUUUGCAGAUUCUCAUUGCCUGUUUGUUGCAUCUUCUCAGUACUGUUCUCAACACAAAUCCUAAGUUGCUGAUAAGGAGAUUAAGAGCUUCUUAAUAGUUGGUGAUCAUUUCCCUUAUUCCUGUGACCUUAGUGUUUGAUUUAGGGGUGAUCAUGUAAGGAGAAUUUAAAAGCUUGUUCUUCUUAGGGGUUAAUGGGUUAGCCUCUAUGAUCUGAUAAGAUAUUGUUUGUCCCCAGCUCUGAGGAUGUAGUCUUCUUAUGUUGUGGGAAUGUUUUAGACCAAUCACUGAGCAUAGAAAAGCAAUUCAAUGGGAUUCUACAGUACUCUCUAAGCACAUUUGCAAAUUCUGUUUGUCAAUUUAUUAUCAUGGUAAUAAUUUAGUGCAGUUUUUAAUUGAGGGUAAAAAACUUGAACCCAAGUAUUCCCAGCAACCAGUCAGAACAAAGAUAUACAUUAUCGUUAGCCAAUGAGAACUCAAACUGCUUAGCGCGGGAAAACGCGAUUGACCAAGUCGCGAUUGUUUUUAUUCUUGCAUCUGAUUGGUCGAGAGAAUGGCGAGAUUUUCUAGACCAAUUGCAAAGUAAAGUGCAGUAAAACCAAAGCAAUCCUGGCUUACUUUCAACGCCCAUUGGAAAAUUUCUCUAACAUCAAAUAAAUUGUAAUUUUCUCUUUUUUAGUGACGUUCCUUAUGCCAGCGGCAAAGAAGGAGUCUGAUCCAGGCCCCAGCGGGUAAGCACAUUACUAAAAGAAAAAAUGUCAACCGAAUUUUGUAAGAAUUUUGUCCUCAACAAAUCCUUGCCAGUAUUUGAUCAUACCUGUAUUUCUGGACUUAGGAAACCUCUCAGUUCCUGUGAGUUCUCUGAGGGACAUCACGUUUUUAUCCCCUUAAACGAUAAAAGAAUAAGGGAGUGUUUAUAAUUAAUUUGUUAGUGUACGCAUUGUUACCAUGAUUAUAGAUGACUUCUUUGCUACUAUGCAUUAAGAUUUCUUAAGCCAACUUUCCUCAGCGAAAUAUCUCAGCGAAAUAUCUCGGCGAAGUUCAGUCUCUUUAAACACGCGUUCAAAGCGUUGUCUGCUAGUUUCGAUUUUUAGCUUUGAUCACCUUAAGAAGAGUGUAAACUGGGCAGUUUCUGGAAAAAAAUUACAAGGCCUUAACAGAGACCAGAUUUGAACACCAUGCAGGAACUAACCUUCACUGUUGUAAUCUGCAAUAUAGAGCAAUGCUGUCGAGGUCAAUUGGACUGCCAAAUCCAAUUAUGUCAGCGAGUUUGAUGCCGAAGGAAAAGAAGAAAGAGAAAGAAAAAGCCAAAGAAAGGUAUUGAAACUGUUUGAACAAUUGGAAGGGCUCUUCGUUUUUCGUUAUUUUUUUUUCCUUUUUUUUUUUUUUUUUUUUGGCUCCUAUUGAAUUGCAGACAUGUGUUCUCAAUGUAUUGUACAGGCCGUCAGCUUGUUAGAAUAUGUAAAUAAAGAUUUCGUUUUGGAGUGAAAGUUUUUGUCUAGAGGGUGCCGUGACAAGACGAUGAAUGUCUGUUAUGAAGGCUUCGACAAUAAAGUAUAUAUCCCUAAUUUAACAAACUUUCAUUUAGUCGAAGUUUUUUGAAGAGGACGUCAACAAAAACAAAGAAAUCUCAACUGCUUUGUCUUUCAUGCGUUCUUUUUCGUUUAUUUAUGUGUUUCAUUGUUUUUGAGACAGAGGGGUGUUUUACAAGGGAGGGGAGCUAACUUAGCACUGGUGAAAGUUUCUGUUCCUAGUUAGCGCUAGAAAUAAUGUACAGAACUUUGUUUUUAAUUUUCUAGUCAAAAGCGGAAAUCGGCGCUGGAGGAGAUAAUGGAAGUAAGUUCAUGGAAAAAAGUUGUCAUGUUACAGAACUGAGGUUUUUUACCUCUCAGACGUGGACCAAAAGGGAAUACUUUCGUUUUACUAAUAAACUCUGCAUUUUUUUUUCCUUAAGAUGGAAGAGCAAAAAAAGAUGAAGAUAAGCCGAAAGGACAACUGGAUUGCAAAAGUAAGUAAAAGUCAGAUACGAGGUGAAAUGGAUGGCAACCCAGCGAGUGAAGAGCGAACGAACGAAUGAACGUACGAAAGGACAAACGAACUAGCGAACACACGAACGAUCGAACAUACGAACCCGCGAAUAACGACCAAGUGAACCAGCGAACUAACGAACGGAAGACCGAAUGAACCAGCGAACAAACGAAAGAACGACCGAGUGAACCAGCGAACAAACGAACGAAAGACCGAAUGAACCAGCGAACAAACGAAAGAACGACCGAGGGAACCAGCGAACAAACGAACGAAAUACCGAGUGAACUAACGCACCUACAAACAAACGAAGAGCGAGGGAAGGAACGAACUAGGAGUGGUGAACUCUUUAUAUUGUAGUAGCAGUAUAAUAAAAAUAGUAUACUAAAAUAAUAAUAAUGAUAGUAUAGUAUUGAUGGUACGACUGCAAAGAAUUUAUUCUGGUACUGUGAAUCAUUGCAUGAACUUAUCUUCUGGCGUUCAUUUGCAGGGAAUCGUUGUGAAAAUCAUGACCAAAAAACUUGGAGAAAAAUACUACAAAAGGAAAGGAACAAUAAAGGUCUGAACCUAAAAUACUGUUCGUUACAGUCUAAUUUAAACGAAUGAUCUCUAUGGACUGAAUGCGUCUUUACGAAGGCAAUCUUACCGUCUCCACCCUGAAACUACCGGAAGUAUUGGUCACAUGACCACUUCUUACAAUGCAUCAACCAGUAAGAAUAGACAAACAAACAAACAAGAGGUUAUCAUCUCGAUAGAAAACCAAAUUCUCAUACAGCUGUCAUCUUCUGCAGCCGCCGUCCCCGCCUAAGUUUCAACAACAUCAAGAACUUUGUCACAUUAGUUGAUUGUUCCCAACCUUCCUUUUUUUACCGCAGGACAUUAAGAAUCUAUUUGUAGCCGUGAUAAAGAUGUCAGAUGGUGGAGAUGUUCUCAAAGUGGACCAGGAACACUUGGAAACAGUCAUACCAGCCAUAGGUAUUGUUGCUUCAAUAACUUGACCGGUAUCCGUCCUUUAGGGGAGAUGUCUGUAAUAAUCUUAAGGUCUCGAGAUGCGCAGGAGAAAUGGGGACAAGUGUUGGUGGUAAGCACACGACGAAAAGACUGUCGGCUUUUCCCACGCGCCUCCCCAUGAAGGGAUUGGGGAAGAGUUGGUAAUAUAUUCGGAAAUAAAGUUAUUAAUUCUCAGACUAAUUCCUGAUUACCAGUUGAAGAAGCCUUAGAUUGUUGAACAAAUUCUCCUUGUCAGAACCCUAAGAAAUGUUUAGGGAGUUGUAUGGAGAAUAUGCAUACUGAGUAAGGGAGUGAAGGGUUAAUGUCAGAUGUACUCUAAGCUUUAUUUGAGUGGUGUUGUUUGAUUUCGUUGUUUGUUACACUGAUUCUUAAUUGAAUUCUGUUAAUUUGAGUAACGUUAGGGAAAUAAAAACUGUUGUUUCUUGACGUGUAUGGUUUUGGAGGUAUUAACUGCAUUUAUUGUAUUUCCAGGAAAGACUGUCUUAAUUGUAAACGGUGCCUACAGAGGAGCCAGAGCUUCGCUUGUGUCCUUGGAUGAAAAGACCUUCUCUGUAGCCGUAGAGUUGAAAGAUGUAAGCUAAAAAAAGCUUUGGUUGAUCAGAUUGACUCACUGUUAAGUGUUUUAUAUAUUAGUGAUUAGUUGAGCAUCAACGUACUGUAUAGACCAGUUGUCAUUUCAUUAUCUUGACGCCUGAAUCAAGUUUGUUUCAUGGCCCAUUCUUAGCGAUGGAGAAAUCACUUCAGACCAAGGAGAGCUUAAAAGUACGCAGAAGCGAACGAUCCCCAGGGGUGGAAAACACAAAUGAUCAAGUACUAAUUGGUUUUCAUUCGGAAAUGUUUUUUGACAGGGAAAAAAGAACUUCAGUUCGCUUUUCUUGGUGGAAAAAUUCACGUAGACGUCGGAUACCUAUUUCUUUGUUUUUGCGUUUCCCCACAGGGACCCCACCGAGGGAAGAGAAUUGACAGGAUCCCGUAUGAAGACAUCUGUAAGGUUGACACGUGACAGCAAGUCCCAGAGCCACAUCUUUGGUCGCGAAAAAAUGGGAAUGUCAGCGCUGAGACGUGGGAAAAACCACACAGGAUAGUUAAUGCUACUUUGUCAUACUCAACAAAUAUAUCCAAAGAAAGGCGUUUCAGCAAUCCUCGAGAAAACGUUUGCUACAGUAUUUUACAACGUGCUUCCACAAAGCCACUAAGCCAUGAAGCCAUUUUCUUUUUUCGGUAAAAAUUUGUUUGUAGAAAUAUUGUAAACAUAUUACAUUUUUUUUUUUUUUCAUGAAAUAGUAAUAAAAAGGAG
Pocillopora meandrina is the source of this 8310-nucleotide messenger RNA. The record is from the annotation of a GenBank genome assembly. Lineage: Eukaryota; Metazoa; Cnidaria; Anthozoa; Scleractinia; Pocilloporidae.